This is a messenger RNA of Xenopus laevis (African clawed frog), 3038 nucleotides long. RefSeq names its product UDP-GlcNAc:betaGal beta-1,3-N-acetylglucosaminyltransferase 7 L homeolog (gene b3gnt7.L). The record is from RefSeq and is a predicted model, not a curated record. The transcript has 2 exons. Gene Ontology annotation, molecular function: UDP-glycosyltransferase activity; glycosyltransferase activity; hexosyltransferase activity. Gene Ontology annotation, cellular component: membrane; Golgi membrane. Lineage: Eukaryota; Metazoa; Chordata; Amphibia; Anura; Pipidae. Gene Ontology annotation, biological process: poly-N-acetyllactosamine biosynthetic process; glycoprotein biosynthetic process; protein O-linked glycosylation. Bases 606 to 1874 code for a protein of 422 amino acids.
GCAGGGGAUUGGCUGUCGGAAAGGGGGUUUCAGCUGAUUGGUCAGUGAUACACCGCUAGUCUGUGUAUAGUCCAGACGUGCUGCGAGUAUGAGGCUCAUCGCUAUCGGCUUGGAAAGGUUCUUCAGAAACAACCGAUACUUUCCAUAUGAGCUUGUGUCAUAGAGAGUUCCAAGGCUGCCGGGUUAAAUGAAUUUGCCCAGUAAUUCAAUCGCACGCAAUGCGGCUGUCUGUAGCGAAAAGCCUCAAACGCCAGAACUUUAUUACACCGCAUGACGUGCCUCACAACAUUCAUUAAGAGGCCGCGCCGAGCUGCUGAGAAAAGCUCAAGUAACGGUCCGAUAGUUCCGCGCUGCGCUUACACACCUUACAGCUUAUUGAAGCUGUCCGAGACUCACCAGUGGAAGGUGCCAAUUGGAAGGCGGGGCUGUUUUAUCUGUAGAAGAAAUGGUUAAUGAAAGGAUUGGAGUGAUGGGCGCUGUGUCUCGUCUCUCCCCCACCCUGAGCCAAAUACCCGAGGUGGAUAAAUGAAAAGUUGUAACUUCAUGGAACAAGGUGCAGAGGGUGUGGCCUUUCCACCUCUCCCCCCCCCCCACCUCUUACAUCAAUGCGCUGCCCUGACUUUCCCUGUCACAUGCACUCCGUCAAGCCACGAGCUCACUCGUCAGUGGUCAGCAUGUUGCAGUGGAAGAAAAAAAUCUUGAAAAGUGUCGGAUUCUUUUUCUGCCUGCUGAUCACAUUUACAUUUCUUCUGAAUGGGACAUCUCCUGGACUGUUUACUCAGGACCAGCAAAAGGAUUCUGGGUCUCAGAUGUUAAGUAAUCAAAAAAGGGACACUUACCAUGCCCCAGAUGGGUUCUGGGAAAUCAAAUCCAAACUUGGUCCUACAAAAGCAAUACCGAAAACAGAAUUGCAGCCAACAGAGUGGGAUAUUUACUCUACUAACUGUUCUGCCAACUGGAAUAUUACCAAAAUGGAAUGGUAUAAAUCAUUGGAACCACAUUUCCAACAGUUCAUUCUCUACCGACACUGCCGCUACUUUCCUAUGAUUAUUAACAACCAACAGAAAUGCAGCGAAGAUAUCGAACUACUAAUAGUUGUGAAGUCCAUUAUUACUCAGCAUGACCGCAGAGAAGUUAUCCGUAAAACUUGGGGUAAAGAAAAAGAGAUAGAUGGUAAAAAGGUGAGAACGCUAUUUCUAUUGGGAACUGCUGUGAGAGAAGAAGAAAGAGCCAAUUACCAGAAACUCCUAGAGUUUGAGAAUAUAAUAUAUGGUGACAUUCUACAGUGGAACUUUUUAGACUCCUUCUUUAAUCUGACCCUUAAAGAAGUACAUUUUCUCAAGUGGAUGGACAUCUACUGUAAGAAUGUGAAAUACAUCUUCAAGGGGGAUGAUGACGUUUUUGUUAGUCCUGAAAACAUCAUAGAGUAUCUUGAUGGCAAGUAUAGACCUGACCUGUUUGUAGGCGAUAUCUUGAAAAAUGCUCGCCCUAUACGUAGAAAGGACAGCAAAUAUUACAUACCCACCGCUCUAUAUGAUAAAACUUUAUACCCUCCAUAUGCAGGGGGUGGAGGCUUCCUCAUGUCUGGUUCUUUGAUCAAGAAACUGCUCAGAGCAUCUGAAACACAGGAGUUGUAUCCCAUUGAUGAUGUCUUCUUAGGGAUGUGUUUGGAAGUUAUUAAGGUCAGCCCAGUUUUGCAUGAAGGAUUUAAGACUUUUGGUAUUGUCAAAUUCAAAAACAGCAAAAUGAACAAAGACCCAUGCUUUUUUAAAAACACGCUGGUUGUACACAAACUACUUCCAGAUGAGUUGUUGCACAUGUGGAAACUUGUUCACAGUAACUUAACCUGUACACGGAAGUUCAACAUCCUUUAGUAUUGAAGUACUGGUAUUACUAAAGUGGACAAAAUUAUCACACACUGUAAUGUUUCCUCCCUGGCAGGUUUAGGGAGAAUUAUUUUUUUUUUUUUUAAUUUUAUUUUCUAAUAUAUUUUAUGGGAUCGAUUAUCUCGUUUGUCAAGGAAUUCCAAAGGGCACUGUCUGAGGUACAAGAUGAAUGGUUAAAAGAAGUAUAUGACUAAAAGAGACCUUGCUUUUAGACAUGGUAUUUCUGGUUUGCAGGGGUUGUGUGUAUGGUUCUUGAUAAUGCAUUUGGGACCACCUUUGCUAAAAGCCCCAUGUAAUAUUAACAGAGAUACUCUGAGAUGAAGUCUUCUCAUCUCAAAAGUGAGCUCCACACUGGAUGAAUCUCUGCUUUGGAACGAUGCAGCAAACCAAAGAGCCUUGGAGCACAAACGCAGGAAUCUGUGUGUUGGCAGUAGACUCUUGGUUUUGAUUUAGACAGAAGAUGACCGUGACUUGAAACCAAUAAGUUUACAAUAAUUCAAGACCUCAAAACCAAAGUUAAACCAGUCAAACCUUAUUUGAUUAUAUGACUUUAGCUUUGGUUUUUUCUGAAGCGUUGCUCAUAGAAAUUUAUUAAUUUAUAAAAAAUUAAGAUUUAAAUUAAAUAAACAGGUUAAAAAUAUGGUGUUUGAUUAAAGGGGGAAUGCUCCAGGUUAGGGUUUGUGCAGUUUUUAUUAAUUUUUUUUCUAAUAAAUUGUGAAAAAAGGUUUUCAGUUUAUAAAAGUAAAUUACAAUAAACUGCAAUUCACUGUUGGAGGUAAGAAUGUCAUACUUCUAUUCUAGCCACAAACAUGUAAUUGCGUUGAUGAAGGGAUUAUAUUUACAUAUAAUCAGGUCUUGCUGCAGAAUCUAUUGCCCUUUCCAAUAUAGGGGGAUGGUACUGCGCCACUUGGUUUGUAUAUAUUGCUGCCAUUCUUAUACUAACACUGGUAAGACCCCCAUGGGAUCUGUACCCAUGUGGAACCAAAAGCAGCAUAUAUCUGGAACCAAAUGUCUUUAUAUAUGCAUAAUAUGCACCAUAUUCAAGAAAGAAAAUUAAAGGGAUGGGAGGGUCCUGUACUUGAAAUAUGUUGUGUGUGUAUAUCCAAAUAAAGACGUGCUGCUGGCUCAGCUAAACAAUCGUUUUAUACAAAA